Messenger RNA from Tribolium madens (black flour beetle), 2931 nucleotides. Its product is annotated as WD repeat-containing protein 3. The transcript has 13 exons. Gene Ontology annotation, biological process: maturation of SSU-rRNA. Lineage: Eukaryota; Metazoa; Arthropoda; Insecta; Coleoptera; Tenebrionidae. Gene Ontology annotation, molecular function: snoRNA binding; protein binding. Gene Ontology annotation, cellular component: small-subunit processome; Pwp2p-containing subcomplex of 90S preribosome. The record is from RefSeq and is a predicted model, not a curated record. The coding region runs from base 108 to 2903 and encodes 931 amino acids.
AUAUUAACUUUUGUGAAAUUGUGAGGUUAAAUUUAAAAUAACCUAACUUUUCCCAUAAACAGCAUGUGAGAAAUUAAACACAACAUUCAUUUCAACACAAUCACAAGAUGGGUUUGACGAAACAAUAUCUAAGAUACGUUCCAGCUGGAAACUUCAAUAUAAUCGCGAGUCAAAACUGCAAUCUAAAAUUUGUUACACUCGAAGGACAAGAAGGAAGAUUUGUGGCAGUGGGUGCAUGCGAACAUGUGAUAAUAUGGGACUUGAGGCUUGGGGAAAAAGCCCAAGUACUUCCAGGAGAAAAGGCGUCAGUAACAGCUCUUUGUGCUAGCCCCAAUAAAAGACACUUAGCAGUCGGUUACUCCGAUGGAAACAUUCAAAUUUACGAUUUGAAGUCAGCAGAAGUGAUUAGUAUUUUUUCAGGCCAUAGAUCAGACAUCACAACUUUGGCAUUUGAUAGUUACGGACAUAAAUUAGCGUCAGGAUCAAAAGACACUGAUGUUAUUGUGUGGGACACUGUGGCCGAAACUGGACUUUGUAGACUGUCAGGCCAUAAAGGUCCAAUUACUCAGAUUGCAUUCAUGUCCCAACAUAAUAUUCUAAUAAGUGGGUCCAAAGACAGUUUUGUCAAGUUUUGGGAUUUGGAUACUCAACACUGUUUUAAGACACUCACAGGUCACAGGACAGAGGUUUGGGGUUUGAGUUUAGUCAAAGAUGACCAGUACUUGGUAACAGGAUGUGGUGAUGCAGAACUUAGAGUCUGGAAGUUAUCACAAAAAGACCCUGACACAGAAAACAAAAGCUCUAUUGAUCAUUUAACGUCAACAUUGGAACUCAUUGAUUUACAUGAAUCAGAUGACUUGAAUCACCCUUUGCAGUGUCAUAAAAUAGGGUCUUUACUGAGGGCUGGUAAAGGCAGAGUAGUCUCAAUGUUCUGUGAUGGCAGCGGUCAAGUAAUUGGCUGCCAUGGCACUGAUACACAGUUGGAAUUAUUUUAUUUUUGUUCAGAUGAUGAAGCACAAGUGCGUUUGAAAAAACGACUCAAGAAAGAAAGGAAGAAUAAAAAAGAAAUAGAAGGCCAAGAGAUCCAACUUGAUUUGCAGUUGAGUUUAAGGGAUCAAGUUAAGCGAUUGGUGCCAAUAAGAUUAUCAAAUAAACCGAAAUCAUUGGAUUUGGUGCUUGGCAAUGGGGGCGAAUUGAGAGUCUCUGUUAAUCUGUCCAAUAACACUGUUGAACUGUACACAAUUCAAACAGCUGUGAAAAAUUCUGAAGCAACAUGUUUGAGAUCUAUCGUCAGCCAGGGACAUCACAGUGAAGUUAGAUCAGUAUGUUUUAGUAAUGAUAAUUUAGCAAUUGCGUCUGGGAGCGCAGAGGCUGUCAAAAUGUGGAAUCGACCCUCACAGGCUUGUCUGAGGACUGUGGAAACAGGGUACAUUUUAUCUUGCAUCUUUGUCCCCGGAGAUCGUCACGUCUUGGCAGGUUUGAAGAAUGGCGCUUUACUGAUUAUCGACAUUGCGGCGGGGGAUAUAUUGGAGGAAAUUCCGGCACAUACCGAGGAGUUGUGGGCCAUUUGUUUACAACCAGAUCAAAGAGGUUGUGUGACGGGUGGAGGCGACAAGACGGUCAAAUUUUGGCAAUUCGAAUUAGUAGUCGAUGAGAAAAGCGAAAGUAAAGCCAAAGUUCUUUCACUUCUUCAUGUCAAGACUUUGAAACUCGAGGAUUCUGUCUUAUGUGUGAAAAUCUCGCCCAACGGUAAAUUUAUUGCAGUGGGCCUUUUAGACACAACAGUGAAGAUAUUUUUUAUCGAUACUCUAAAGUUUUAUCUCUCAUUAUACGGCCAUAAACUCCCGGUUCUUUGCUUAGAUAUUUCAUCCGAUUCCGCUUUAAUAGCAACCGGGUCCGCCGAUCGCAAUGUAAAAAUAUGGGGAAUGGAUUUCGGUGAUUGCCAUAAAAGUAUUUUUGCCCAUGACGAUUCCGUCACUGGUUUACAGUUUGUACCACGAACCCAUUAUUUUUUUACUUGUGGGAAAGAUGGUAAAGUCAAACAGUGGGAUGGCGACUCUUUCGAGAAAAUAAUAACGCUUCAAGGCCAUGCAGGUGAAGCCUGGGCUUUAGCCGUGAGUCCGAACGGCCAAUUUGUCGUUUCCUGUGGAGCAGACCGUGUUUUGCGACUUUAUGAAAAAUCGGAACAGCCUUUGGUGUUACAAGACGAGCAAGAGGAAGAAAGAGAGCAACAGGAAGUGCUCGCGACGGGAGAACAAACGGUUAUUCCGGGUCAGAGUGGUUUGAACUUACCUUCGAAGAAAACUGUUGGGAGCGAAAAGGCUGCCGACAGCAUUCUGGAAUGUUUGGAAAUUUGUGAAAAAUACAAGGAACAGUUGGCUGAGCACGAAGCUCUCCAAGCGGCCUCCAGUCGUACCUUACCGCCACCUCAGCCACCUUUACUCAUGCAAGCUUUGAAUGUUUCAACUCCUGACGAUUUUCUUUUAGAAACAAUCAGGAGAAUACGGCCAAGUGAUUUAGAAGAGGCCCUCCUGUUACUACCAUUUGCAUCAGUUUGUGAAGUGUUACAAAUUUUACCGGCCUUGAUCGCAAGAGGCGAUCAAAUAGAAUUGGUUUGCAAAAUUUGCAUAUUUUUAUUGAAGUUACAUCAUUCACCUAUUGUGGCAAACCACACGCUACUCGUAACGCUUAAACAAUUACAAAAGUUGGCUUUCACUAAAGUACAGGAAUUGAGGGACCUUGUUGGCUAUAAUUUGUAUGGUAUGCAGUUCAUUCAGAGGGAAAUUGAAGCGGCUGAAGGAGUUCAGUUGUUCAGAGACGCUACUUUAGAGAAGAAGAAAGGCGAUAAAAAACGUAAAAAACGUGAGAAUUUAAAAAGGUCAAUGAUUGUUUUAAAUAGUUGAUUGGAAAUAAACAAUGUUUAAUAUUGAA